CCACCUAGCAUCAUUCACUCACUCACUUUUUUUUCGAACCGGAUUCACUCACUCUCACUCACGGCUGGUGCGUGUGAGGUCGUUCUGAACGAAGACAAUGAAGCCUCUCCCAGCCACUCUUGCUCUCCUCCUCCUCUUCCUCGUCGCCUCGUACCGGGAUCUCGCCGUGGCUGCAGACGGCGGCGGCGGCGCUGUUGUUCCGGACGCCGUGUGCGAAGCCAAGUGCGGGAAGCGGUGCUCGCAGAAGGUGGCCGGGCGGUGCAUGGGGCUGUGCAAGAUGUGCUGCGGCAAGUGCGCCGGCUGCGUGCCGUCGGGCCCGUUCGCGAGCAAGGACGAGUGCCCCUGCUACAGGGACAUGAAGUCCCCCAAGAGCGGCCGCCCCAAGUGCCCCUAAUUAAAGCUAAGCUAGAAUUAACCAGGCCUUACGUGUGCUAAUUCCUCUGGAGUUGGUGUUAGUUUGUACUAAGCUCUGUUCGUAGUUCUCGUGGACUUGGUAGUGGAAUAAAGAAUGGCGGUGGAUUUAUGUGUU
Molecule: messenger RNA, 529 nt
Organism: Brachypodium distachyon (stiff brome)
Lineage: Eukaryota; Viridiplantae; Streptophyta; Magnoliopsida; Poales; Poaceae
Product: peamaclein
Exons: 2
Coding region: 98-394 (98 amino acids)
Source: RefSeq, a predicted model, not a curated record